Molecule: messenger RNA, 416 nt
Organism: Kockovaella imperatae
Lineage: Eukaryota; Fungi; Basidiomycota; Tremellomycetes; Tremellales; Cuniculitremaceae
Product: DASH complex subunit Dad3-domain-containing protein
Exons: 4
Coding region: 30-359 (109 amino acids)
Biological process (GO): attachment of spindle microtubules to kinetochore
Cellular component (GO): mitotic spindle; DASH complex
Source: RefSeq, a predicted model, not a curated record
AAUGUUUAAGCUAUACACCCCCCAAAGCCAUGUCCAAGAAUCCAUAUGCGAACAAUAGCCAAUUGUCAUCCCUCGAGCAAGAAGUCUUGUGGGAGUAUGUCAAAUUGAGUGAUAAAAUCAAACGGAUCUCCAAUCUGGCAAAGGAGACAGCCGAGACACCCAAUGAGUCGCUUUUGACGGAGCUGCGGGAUCUGGAAAAAAAGAUGGGUUUAGUAUUGACACUGUUCAAAGCCUCGGUCUGGACAGUCGUCAACGAUCGAGAGGCAGAGCUGGCUGCCAAAGUAGCUCAAGAGCAAGCUGGUCGAUAUCAGCCUCAAGAUUACGAAGAGGAGGACAGUCUGGAGCAGGAAUGGAGAUGAUAACCGCGACACCGGGGAAAUAUGUACGAAAGCUGGUUUGGCGCCGCUCUGUUGUAU